AUGCUAUAUUAUCAUGAUGGAAAGAUGCGUUGUCAUCAACAAAUGAUACAUGUGAUGAAAGUUUUAGUACAUAAAGCACUUCUUCCUAUUUUACAUGAUGUCAUAAUACAUCUUUUAACUAAUAUUCAACAAUCACAUGAUAGAGUCGAUAUGACAUUGGUUUCUCUUACAUCAGAUUAUCUCUAUUUACUUAUGUAUAUCGUUGAAAAUGAAUCAAAUGAAUUUUAUCAAUAUUUAAUUGAACGUUGUUUAAAAUAUUUAACAAAAACAAAUGCAUAUACAUCAUGUUUAUUUAUACUUGAAAGUCAUGAAGAUGAUUUAAAUAAAUCUUUAAUAAUAAUUUUAAAACAAACAAUGUUAUCAUUAUUAUUUAAAGAUGAUAUAUUAGAUAUAAAUCAUAAUUUAACUCAACAAAUAAUAUUUAUUGGUUUUUAA
This is a messenger RNA of Rotaria sp. Silwood1, 435 nucleotides long. Lineage: Eukaryota; Metazoa; Rotifera; Eurotatoria; Philodinida; Philodinidae. The record is from the annotation of a GenBank genome assembly.